This is a messenger RNA of Megalobrama amblycephala (Wuchang bream), 3026 nucleotides long. RefSeq lists its product as uncharacterized. The coding region runs from base 475 to 2925 and encodes 816 amino acids. NCBI's taxonomy places the organism in Eukaryota, Metazoa, Chordata, Actinopteri, Cypriniformes, Xenocyprididae. The transcript has 7 exons. The record is from RefSeq and is a predicted model, not a curated record. Gene Ontology annotation, molecular function: DNA binding.
UCUUGGAGGCGAGAGUAAGGGAAUUCCCUAAAUAGGGGUUAGGGCGCCUAGUCAGUUGGUGUAAAUUUUGCCAUAGGCUUAAGAGGACACUGUACCGACAGGAUGUGUGAGGACAGGGUGACUGUCUUUGUACACCCGCCUGCCACUUAUUUUGAUGUCCACUGUCAGUUUUUCCCUUACUCCUGGGGUAAGGGAAUUUUCGGGGCGAUAGUCGGUUCGUGUCCACCAGCGGGGGCGGUGUUGGGUCGGGGUGUACAGGGACAGCCUAUCCGUACCCUUCCGGCCUAAAUUUCGGGAAACGGCCCGUGGCGCCCCCCGGCGGGCGGCGGAGGGCCGGGGGGCCUGACACAACCGCUCUAGCUCUAGCUCUUGACUGCUCUGCAUCCAAACUGUGAGACGACGAAGUGCUGCCGGUUUUCCCAACCAACCAAUUUCUUUUAAAACAGUUUUAAACGAACACGUUUUAAAGCCAUCAUGCCCAUCGAGUCUUGCCCGCUGUGUUACCGCAUGUAUGCUCGGCUCGGCCAGCAUCUUACGGUGAUGCACAACGUCAAGAACAAACUUGAAAAAAAGUACCUGCUGGCGCUGGAAUCGGGCCGAGUGAACGUCCGCCAGGGCCGCUGCCCGGUGCCAGGCUGCAGGAAGGAGACGACCCGCUUGGACCGUCACAUCCAGGCCCACAUCGAGCUGUCCGAGGCGGACAGGGCCAACACCAUCACCGCCUGCAAACAGCGUAAGCUCCUCGACCUCCUGUCCGCGCUGAGGGCGUCCAACCCCGAGGUCCCCAUGGUCUCCACGCUGGACCUGGAGAGGGGGGAGCGCGAGCUGGAAGACCCAACCACCGCUGCCGUUUUGGAGCCCGAGGAGGAGGAGGAGGAGGCGAGGGAGAAGGUUUGCGAGAGCGAAGCCUGCAAGCGCCUGGUCAAGCGCCAGCGUCGCGAGAUCGCCGACCUCAACCAGCAGGUCGACGACCUGACGGAGACCCUGAGGUCCGUCACCCGCAGGUACCGCUCUCUCCGGCGCAAGUCGGAAGCCCGGGGUUCGGCGAGGAUCAAGCAAGUGGCCCGAAGGCUCCUCUCCUCUCUCGGCCCGGAGGAGGAGGAGGAGGAGGAUGAAGAAGUCCCCCGCCGGCCCCGUGCGGGCGCCCACCUGGUUUCGCCGCCGCCGCCGCCGACGCCUUCGCCGACGUCUUCCGAAGAGGGGGCCCCCUCCGCCAGCCAGCCAGGCCCCAGCACCGGGAAGCCCACGAGCCCUCCCCAUUACCCCGACCACGUGGUGGUGCUGAACGAGCUCCUGGAAGAGUACCGCCGUCACCAGGGAGGUCCCGACCCCUCCAGGAAACUUAAAGAGAACGUCAGUGGGAAAAUAUACCGGAUUAAAAAGUUUUUGCCGUUCAUGGCGGAGGGGAAGACCAACCUGGCGAGCCUGGUGUUCCUGAACGAGACGGCCAGGAUUCACAAGUGGAUUUCGUCUCUAAAGCAAUCACACGUCAAGGAAACGACGGUGAAACACUAUGCCCAGAACGUGGCCCAGUUUGUGGACUACCUGGCCGAAACUCCCCCCUCCACGUGCCGACUCACAAAGACCGUCAUGAUCGCGCUUCGGCGCGAGAUGCGGCGGAUCUUGAAGUCGAUGCGGAGGGGCGUGGUGGCGCACCAGGCGGCGGUCAAAGCCUCCAAGGAGGAGAGGGUGAUUUCUAAGUCGACGCUGAGGAAGUGCCGUGAGCUCUCCAAGGAGGCCAUCCCCAAGCUUCUGGCCACCCUGGAGAGCGCUCCCAACGCCAAAAACCUUUGGCGUUUUUACGGGCACUUCUCAGCUUUCCUCGCCUCCAUCUACGGCCACCGAGGGGGGGUCUAUCAGAACAUGACGAUCCAGGAGGUGGAGGGGGCAAGGAAGUCGACUUCGGAGAAGUCGUUCGUCGUAAACAUCGAGAGCCACAAGACGAAUCAGGCCUACGGGCCUGCCCAGGUGGCGCUCCUGGAGGACGAAUAUGAGUGGACGAGGCGUUUUCUGGCGCUGAGGAGCAAGCUGCCGGGGGGGAAGACGGCCAAAUAUUUCUUCUUUACCUCCACGCCGAAUCCCUGCAAAAACUUGAACAGUUAUUUUCAGGAGGCGUGGAGGGAGAUGAAGCUGCCCGGCUGUCUGACCUUCACGGACCUAAGAACCUCCAUCGCCAGCCACGCCAAGAACACUCAUGGGGAGGACGACCGGAUCAAGUUGGCCAAGUUCAUGUGCCACGACGUCCGGACGGCCGACAAGUUCUACGCCAUGAACUUGUCAGCAAAGCAGGCGCUGGAGCACCGGAGGCUGUUCGAGCAGGCGCUGGAGGGUGCGGACCUCAGUCCGAUCCAGCCGGUGGGUCCCUCCUCUUCCGCCAGCCAGCGGAAGGCAUCGACGCCCCGACGCCGCAUCCUCGUGGUGUCGUCCAGCUCCUCCACCUCCGCCUCCGCCUCCUCCUCGUCCUCCUCCUCGUCCUCCUCUCCAGAGGCUCCCGCCCAGUCCACCUCAGACUCGAGCCAGGGCGCAUCCGCCGUGGAAGAGACAGCCGGCCCCGCCGCGCCUGCCAGCCCCGCCGCGCCUGACACCCCCGCCGCUCCUGACACCCCCGCCGCUCCUGACACCCCCGCCGCCCCUGCCGCCACCACCACCGCCGCCGCCACCAGCCUCCUGAUGCGUCGGGCCAGAAGGGGGAACCCGACGGUCAGGCUGACACCGCUAAAGUCCUGCCUCAAGCGAAAAUUCAGAUCCGAACAGCUUUCGCCGCUGAAGGUAAAGAAGGUGGUGGUGACGAAGGGGGCCACUCUGCAGGGGAUGUUCAGAAACCCUAAGGGCGACCGGCGGAUCAAGAGAGCCAUAGAGAAGCGGCGAAAGGAGAAGAGGGUCUGGGACAAAAAGAGGAAAAAGCAAAAGAAGGACCGCGCCUAAACCACGAAAAGAAAUAACUUUUUUUUUUUUUAAUUCUUCAUUUAUUGCUAUUUUCUUAGUGUGUGUUUGAAAAUCUCUUUUAAUAAAUAUAAUUGUGUGUU